Messenger RNA from Acromyrmex echinatior (Panamanian leafcutter ant), 3676 nucleotides. It is a transcript of the gene Wdfy2, whose product is annotated as WD repeat and FYVE domain containing 2. Gene Ontology annotation, molecular function: metal ion binding; protein binding. The record is from RefSeq and is a predicted model, not a curated record. NCBI's taxonomy places the organism in Eukaryota, Metazoa, Arthropoda, Insecta, Hymenoptera, Formicidae. Gene Ontology annotation, cellular component: early endosome.
GUACUUUUAUGGGCAAUGGUACACCUUGUAUUCUUACAACACGGUCCCUGCUGUGUACAUCUUUAUACCGUGUUAGAGUCCCUAUCUCAGAUCUGCAAGCACCGUGCUCAGCAUCUGACAACUGUCAAAUGGCAAUUGCACUUGUGAACUUGUUGUAACGUUCGCGCGGUUAAGAAAUGGCAGCGGAAAUAAAGCCCGCCCCGGGAGUAAAUCAUGAUAAAUUCAGCAGCAGCCGCAAGCCGAUCCUCUUGUCAAAAUUGGAGGGCUGCAGCGACGACGUUAAUGCGGCUAUCAUUAUCCCACGGGAAGAGGGUGUAAUCAGUGUUUGCGAUGACAGGACAGUUAGAGUAUGGCUGAAGCGAGAUUCUGGUCAUUAUUGGCCGAGCAUUUGCCAAUACAUGCCAGCAGGUGCUACCUCUAUGCAUUAUUGCGUAGAAACGAGGCAGUUAUUUGUAGGCCUGGAUAAUGGAAGCAUUAAUGAAUUUAUCUUGGAACAAGAUUACAAUCGAAUGACGGCUAUGCGCGAUUAUCUAGCGCAUCAAGCAAGAGUCACAGGAAUCAUUUUUGCAGCAGAUUUCGAAUGGGUCUUGAGUAUAGGCCGUGAUAAAUUAUUUCAAUUACACAGCUCCGAAACAGGACAAAAAUUGGGAUCGUACCAAACAGACGCGUGGUAUACCGCCCUACAAUUUGACGCCCAAUCCAAACACGCUUUCGUAGGAGAUUAUUCUGGUCAGAUAGCCAUGCUAAAGCUGGACAAUAGUGGCGUUACCUUCAUUACUACAUUAAAGGCGCACACGGGAAGUAUCCACACGUUGGCAUGGGACUCGGAGAAACAAUUGUUGUUUUCUGGUAGUUUUGAUCAAAGCAUCAUCGUUUGGGACAUUGGAGGUCGUCAAGGCACUGCUUAUGAACUUCAGGGACACCAUAAUAAAGUAACGGCAUUAUGCUACGCGAGCGCCGAACGCUUGCUCUUGUCUGGAGGCGAGGACGGUGUGAUCGUUUGUUGGAAUAUGGCGGCAAAUAGGAAGGAAACCGCCGCUUGGGUCGAAUCCGAUGUCUGUCAGGCUUGUGGAAGACCCUUCUUCUGGAAUAUAAAAGCUAUGAUGGAUCAACGACAGUUGGGAUUGAGGCAGCAUCACUGUCGCUAUUGCGGUCGCGCGUUAUGCGCUCGCUGUACAUCACAACGAAUACCGAUUCCGGCGAUGGGCUUCGAGUUCGAAGUGAGAGUUUGCGAUCAGUGUCACAUACAGCUCAAGUCGGAAAACCAAUCAUCGUUGGCCUCCUUCCAUGAUGCCAAGCACAGUGUCAUCGGGAUGGAUUUAGACGCUCCUAGGCGAAGAUUGUUGACUAUCGGCCAAGAUCGCGUUAUUAAGAUUUGGGACGUGUCCGCGCUCUUUCAGUGAAUUUCUACGUGUAUGUAUGUCGAUAAUCUAAAUUGCGUGAUAUGAAAAAAUAAUCAAAUCACCGAGAGAUAUCGUCAUACUCGGAAGAAUACUCUGAAACGUAUUUUUGUGAUUAUAUAUGUAAUUAUGCCUGUUUGUGAAGUCGGUGAUCGGUGAUUACGUAACUUGAGUUGGACCGACGAGCUGAUAGUGACGAUAUGAAGCGAUCAUUUGUCAGUUUGUCGGUGAUAACACUAGAAUCUGCUUAAUCCAUAUCCAUAUUUUCUGUAUGGGAAAUCAGGAAAUAAUUGGAGAGAUAAUGAAUAUGACGUAAGCCUGUUAAUUCAGUGGCAUUGUCUUUAAACCGAUGUUGUAUAUUGAUGUAGAAAAGUAUUUACUUCCAGAAGAGCGCUUGCGCGACUGCGCAACGUAAUUACACAAACGUAAAAAGUACUAUAUAUGCAAGGUACAUGGACUCCCUUUGGAAGACCAGGAUGACGACAUCGUGAUAAUCACGACGCAACACAACACAGAUGUAAUUAGCAGUAUUAAAAUAUCUUUCCGAGAGUAUAUAUAUAUAUAUAUAUAUAUAUGUGUGUAUAUAUAUAUAUAUGUAUAUGUAUAAAAUUGAAUUUUUUUUUAUAUAACAUAUUUAUAUUACUCGAAGAUGGUCUCGAGAUGAAAUCUUUUCGUUAAAUAUUCGAAUAAAACUCUUUGUGCAAUCACCGAUUUUUUUUUUGCAAAAUUUGCAAGAUUACACAUUGCGAAUCGAGGGGCCCAUAUCUCAAGAUCGUUUUGCAACUUUAUACAUAUACACCAUAAUCGUCGUAUAUAUUAUACAUUUUGUUAUUAUCAGAAUCUUAAAAAUAUCUUUACGUUGUUUAAAUAAAUUUUUGAUUUAAAAAAUAAUCAAGAAAGUACUGAUUGAUAACCGACCAGUGAUGUAAGCAUCGAAACUAUUUUAAUGUUAAUAUAUGUGUUUUUAUCUGAUAAAAGAAUAGAGGGAGAAAAUCUUUUAAGAAUUUCCAAUUCAUUUUUUACAUAUUUUAAAUUCUUAUAUAUUAUUAAACUACUAGCAAUUUGAACAUAAAAAUCUUAAACUACUUAUACUAUCUUUGAAUCGACUCAGAUAAGUAGCAUCUUGUAUCAAGUCCUAAUCUUAUUUGUUAUAUAACUCAUACAAGAUUGUUUAAUGUUAUUGUAUCGUAUCGUGAGAAAACGCGAGACCAGACGGAGUAUCCACAGUGCAGUUAAUAGUACUAGUUACUUCUUGACUCGCAUUCAAGUCUCCUCAAAUAAUAUCAAUAGAUAGAUACAAGCUGUGCAAAGUUAAUUCGCCUUAACUUGACACAAUUUCUUGCAAAUAUUUUAAUUUAUUUCUUUGAAUACAAAGAAAAAGAAAAAUGUUACUUUAUAAAUAUUUCUCUGUCGUGUAUCUUGCUGGCUGAUAAAAAUUUUAUCAACAUUUGUGAAAAACGGUCAAUGAUGAGCUUCCUUCGAACUAUGUGUCGAAAAAUCUGAAAAUUCAUAGAUAGAUAAGAUACAGUAGCAAAGAGCUUGAUCGUUUCAUAUAUACGCCAGGCAAUGUAUACUGCAUGCAAUUUAAUCAGUUCAUCCUCGUAUGAUAAAUGUAUAUACAUACAUACAUACAUACAUAAAAUGCAUAUAUUGUACCUAACAUAUAUAUGUUAAUUAUUUCAUCAGUAUCACCAUCGUCGCGUAAUUUUUCCACCGCAAUUUUGCAAGAGAGACGAUCACUAGGAAGAAAUCAUCCUUGUUAUCAAAAUGUAUCUAGAUUUAUUCGCAGGAUAAAUCUUGCAUUUUGAAUAGCUAGACGUGCGAAUACAAUUCGUACGGUCCAAAUUAUCUAUAUUGAAUACAAAUACAAGUACGUUUGUACAAACUCGAAUGGAGAACACAUAUAACAAAUUAUCGCAUUUUUAUAUGUUUUGCUAAAAAGUAUGUAUAUGUUUAUAUUACCUAAAUAAUAUAUGAACGUGCUUCUUAUUAUAUAAACGUUACGUCACACGUGUUACACGACCAAGUAACUGUGUAUAUUAUUUAUGUCGACUAUGGAUGGCUUGAAACUCUUUGAAAUUCGUAGUUGGCAUGUGUAAAGAAACAGACGGAUAAAUAUUAAACUGUAUGCUGCGACGAUUGCUAUUCACUACCGAAACACAGUAUAUAGAUACAUAUAAACUGCGAAAAAUGUAAAAAGCGAUUAAGUCACGUGUAUGUAUUCUACUCACACGUCGAAUUGAUACAAAAUGGAAAUAUAUUUUCAAUGUAAAACA